Molecule: messenger RNA, 1395 nt
Organism: Cavenderia fasciculata
Lineage: Eukaryota; Evosea; Eumycetozoa; Acytosteliales; Cavenderiaceae
Exons: 3
Coding region: 1-1395 (464 amino acids)
Molecular function (GO): zinc ion binding
Source: RefSeq, a predicted model, not a curated record
AUGUCAAAUACAUGUACAGCAUGUGGUGAUACAGGAGUUAAAUACAAAUGCACAACUUGUGAUAAUGUAUCAUUAUGUAUAUUAUGUUAUAACGAUCCUUCAAAACAUUCAUUUCAACAUAUUAUGGACCCAGUAGAUAUAGUUGGUAAUGGUCAUAGUAAUAUUUAUUACUUUGACGAUGAUGAUAAUGUAGAAGAUGUAGAUGAAGAAGAUGAUGAUCCAGAAGAGGAAGAAGAGGAUGGAGAACAAUUUGAUCGUCAUUAUAGACAAGAUUAUGAUGAGGAUCAAGAUGACGAUGAUAGUUGCGAUGUAGAUGAUGAUGAUGAAGAUGAAGAGUUGGGAUCAAAGGAAUUAGAGGAAAUAGAUGCAACCUUUUCAAAAUUAUUUUCAAGUGUCAUUAAACAACAACAGCAACAGCAACAACAACAACAACUUUCAAAUCAAACCACCUAUAAAUGUCCAUAUUGUAGUACAUCUCAUUCAGAAGCUGCACUACCAGAUCAUGUUUUAACAGCUCAUAAAUAUGAAUCUAGAUCUGCUGUUUGUCCUAUAUGUGCAUCGCGACCUGAUGGUGAUCCAAAUUAUAUUUCUCGUAAUCUUGUUGGUCAUAUGAGUUUAAGACAUAAAAAUCAAUUAAAGAAUAAUAAUAGUACAAUGAUUCAAGAUGAAUUAAGUUCAAGAAAUGAUUUUUUGGCAUCAUUGUUUGGUGUAAAUUCAGAUUCAUUGUCUUUAAUUAUGAAACAAAAGGACCAAACCACCACUGGUGGCACUAAAUCACCAUCAAAACAAGAUACGACAAAUACUUCUACCUCGUCAUCGUCUGCAAAAACAACCGAAGAUUUAUUAUUAAAGUUGGCAUUGGCCAACAAACAACAAAUCGAUUCUUCACAGUGUACCAUACAACCAUCAUCUUUAACCUCACCACUUUCACAAAUACUCGAGCAACAUUCCUCGAAAUCUAUGAAUAUUUCUGGUAGCGCGGGAGAGAUUAGCGGUUUAACCAAUUCCAUUUUUACUCCGUCUAGCCUUUCAUCAUUAUUGGCGGCGGCAGGAAAUAGAGCGGGAGCAGGAGAAUUAUCCUCUUCCUUGCAAGGAUCCAAAUCUCAUCAUAUUCUUUUAAAUAAUCCAAAUCUCGGCGUACUUAAUCAUCAUAAUAAUAAUAAUCAUAUUGGUGGAAAAGGUGAAAAUGCCUCCACCUCUGCUACUAUUGACCAACAAAAACAACAGAAUUCAAAUCAACAACCCAACACUCCUAUUAAAAUUCAAAAGAUUCAAUUACAACAAUUAAAUCAACCAAUACCAAUGACAGUUGAAGAAUUACAAAAUCAACAAAAGGAUAAUAUUUUAAAAAGUAUAUUUGUUCAAGAUUUAAUUUAUUCUACUAUUUUUGAUUAA